Messenger RNA from Branchiostoma belcheri (Belcher's lancelet), 1408 nucleotides. RefSeq lists its product as uncharacterized. Bases 1 to 1320 code for a protein of 439 amino acids. NCBI's taxonomy places the organism in Eukaryota, Metazoa, Chordata, Leptocardii, Amphioxiformes, Branchiostomatidae. The record is from RefSeq and is a predicted model, not a curated record. The transcript has 5 exons.
AUGACCUGCGAUGAAGACAACACCAAGCAGACCGUGGCUUACACAUGGAAGGUGACACAAACCAGGAGAAAACAUGGACUGUUCAUGAACUCUCUGGACGACUUUGCGCCGGUGGGAGAAGCCUCAGCGGUCCUUGACGUAGCGGGGUUCUUUCGUCGCCAUGGGAACCAGUUUUCUGUUUACAGUAUAGACUGGGAACAGGAAAUGGUGGUGCUGAUUCGUCCCGUGGAUGGUGCGGAUAUGAAAGCGAUUCCGUUCUUUCAUGAGGCUCAAAGACGCCAGGCGGCGGAGGUUCUGUGUGUUCCCUUGGAGGAACUCCAGGAUGUGGCGAGAGCCGUCGCUGACGAGGUUGCGCAUGUGCAGGAAAUAUUCCUCUUCCUUACGGGGCGAUGUGGGUCGACUCUGGUAACACGACUUGUGGAGUGCACUCUCUUUGCACAGGCUGUAAGCGAGCCCAAUAUUUUCACCGCCAUAUCCAUGGCUGUCCAUCGGCUCAAGCUGUCCUCACAACAUGGCCAGAUUCCUCCAUAUCACGGCUGUCCUGCCGUUCUAUCAAGUGAGGAGUCUACCGUAGCUCUUCUGAAAAACAUCGGCAUUUUGCUGAACUACAAUCUCGUGAAGUCAGACCCACGUCACCGCGACGUCAUUUUCUUCAAGUUUCAUCCUGGGGACAUCUUACAUCUGGCUGAGCUGAUGGCCCGUGCCUUUCCGUCCGCCAAGACACUCUUCAUGUACAGAAACGGCCUGGAAGUUAUGGAGUCGAUCAAACGAAUCCAGUUCAAGAGGUCGUACGCUCUUUACGCAGCCGUGCGUUUUGCGGUGCGCAUCGGCCUGACGAUGAGGUGGAAUUUGGCAAGCCCUGAGUAUAUCCGAUGUUUCGGAGACGACCCGAAGUUCUUCCCGGUGCGUUAUCGCGGCACGAGCAUGUACAGCAUGUACACGUGUUGGGCCGGCGUGAUGCAGUGUGCGCUCGAUCUGCAGAGGAAGCGGCCCGAGGCUUUCUUCCACGCCGUCGUCCACUUCUCAGCCCUCGUCCGCGACAGAGAGAAGACGUUCCGCCUGCUGAUGGAGAGGCUCGGCCUGACGUGGAGCCCGGACGGUCCGGGAGAGGACACGGACAAGAUCGAGAAAGUAUUAACUGAGGACAGCCAAGCUGGGACCGUCUUGUCUAGCAGAAAGACACCAGGUGAGAAGUGGACUCCGGACGUUUCGUCCCCUUGGGCGGGACAGUGGGAACUAGAGUAUAUGGAGGAAGUUUGUCGUCAUGCUGGGAAGGAGAUCACCGGGCCUGAUUUCCUCCUGCCAGGCACCAUCGUGUAACAGGCAAUGUCUGGUUAUAACGUUAGGCCACACCGAAUUCUAUGGAUGACAUCCGCGCGCGCAUUGAUUUUCGCCCGCCCUCAAAAAA